Dracunculus medinensis (Guinea worm) is the source of this 441-nucleotide messenger RNA. The record is from the annotation of a GenBank genome assembly. Lineage: Eukaryota; Metazoa; Nematoda; Chromadorea; Rhabditida; Dracunculidae.
UCAUUUUUUCAGUCUUUCCAAUUUUUGAACAAAUCGGCUUAUUCCAUAAAAAUUUUAAACCCAUCAGCUGAAAUUUUGCCAAUGAAAGGCAGAGAUGCUGCUAAAAAACCAGUGAAGAUAAAAUUGGAAACUGGAGAGAAAUAUUCUUGGUGUUCUUGUGGUUUUUCUAGUAAUCAGCCGUGGUGUGAUGGAAGUCAUAAGUUAAAGGGGAUAACUAUGUUGAGACCUGUAAAAUUUGAGGUUAAUAAAACUGCUGAAUAUUCAAUAUGUUUAUGUAAACAAACCGAUAAAAGACCCUUAUGUGAUGGAAAACACAGAGAAAUUUCACAGCGUCCGCGUUCGAAAGAUGCUUCUCGCUUCGUAUUGUUCUACGAUUCGCCCGUAUAUGAUGGAGUCGCUCGCAAACUCGGAUAUAAAACCAAAGGUGGUGGUUUUCAGUGA